AUGGGUAUUCCACUGUUUUGCGAGUCCUCCGCAGAUGCUCCGAAGAACAAUGCUGUCAAAGACCCAUGUGCCGCUGCGCGCUCCGCAAUUCGUCGCCAGGCUACUAUUCGUCGUCCCUCGCGCUAUGGCGGCUCCGCGUUGCGCAGCGCAACUCUCCGGUCGCCUUUCCCUCGUCCGCUAGCAGAUGAGAUUGAGCGUGAGGCGAAUGGUCUUCAGCGUCAUGUGCGAUCUCCGCUUUCGAAUUCUAGCAGCGCCGACGACCCGUUCGACCUGGCCCGCGGCCUCCUGGAUUCCGAUAGACGCGAAGCCGGCCAGCGACUGCUGAGCGAUGCGCUCCGUCAUGGGCGGCCUGGUCAGCGAUUGAGGAUACCGCGCAGCUCGGCCCUGCCCGAUCUAUACAACCGUCCAUCGCCGGGUGAUGACACGACAAACAGGCUUGACCAGACUCAUCCCCAGUUAACACCGCGUUUUGCUCCUGCGAUUGCAUACCAUAGGACUGCGUCUCCACAAGCGCGCCCAGAAGCUGCUCGGCUAUCUCCAUACCUUCGACCAGAUGGCCUUGGAGGUGAUCUUUCGAUCUCAGCGGGCUUCCCUACACUGCGACGUGUCGGUGAACGAUCGAUCAAUGAGGCGAAUCGUCCCAACCGCGAGUCGGCUAUUGAUGGACUUGGCGACCGACAGAGAAGCCUGAGUCCAGAUGACGACCAUGCUAACGAUGCAUGGGAGACUCUCCUUACUACGAUCACGCCGGAUACCAAUCUUCCGAGUGCCGAUUCGUCCUUCACUUCCGCAUCUGCAUCUGGAACGAAUGCGUCGACAAUCGGGACUUCCAGAAGUUCGGCAACCUCGCUGCAGAGUCUGCCGAACCCUAUGGACUCGAGCACGGGCACUGUACAGAUGGUCCUAGAUCCAUACCCUGAGUUUCUAAACCCCUGUGACUAUUCAAGCUCCAGUGAUUCCGACAGCGACUCCGAAACCGGGAUCUCUGGAAACGCAUUGUUCCGUCGCUACCGUCGUGUUCGCCAGAUGGAGUCGCUGAGACGGGCUCAGCAUCUCCAGUCAACCAUGAGCAACCACCCUCCUAUCCCUACCAUCUCCUUUGCAUUUUCCGAUUCUUCUUCUACCUCUACCGAUCCAGACCUGCAGCAGAUGCAAGCCAUCUUAGAUCGACUUGCGCGUCGCGAGGAUAUCCCAGAAGAAUGGUGGGCGGCAGCUGGACUGUCCCGCACCCUUGGCCGCCGGCUCGGCGCGAACGAUGACACUAACGACACUGAUAGCGUGGAUGGACCGCUCAGGUCGAGGUGA
Molecule: messenger RNA, 1305 nt
Organism: Aspergillus niger
Lineage: Eukaryota; Fungi; Ascomycota; Eurotiomycetes; Eurotiales; Aspergillaceae
Exons: 2
Coding region: 1-1305 (434 amino acids)
Source: RefSeq, a predicted model, not a curated record